UUGGAAAUGGCGUAGUAUGGCCGAGCUCGUUAAUCCGGAAAUGAUGUCAAAGUGCUCUUUUUCGCCAUAUAUGAGAGUAUGACUCAGUAGACGUCUUUGGUUGCGCAGUAUGUUUUAUCUAUUGUGAAAUCAACACCUUGCUCAGACAACAAUUUUCCCGGUCAAAACAUUAGCUCGUUAAUUGCAGCAAACAAGUAUUUUGAUAUAUUCAUGCUACAUUCUUUACACAAUUUAUCAUUUUCCACUAUCUUUGAAGAAAAUGUCUCUGAAAACCAUUAUGGAACGCCUUAUGGCAAAUUUACGCCUGUUGAUGAUUCUUGUUGGUGUAGCGGUUGGUUUUCUUGUGGGAAUAUUGGUAAACGACGCCGUGCAGCACUCGGACGAUCCUACACCGAAGGAAUUAACAAUGUAUAUAUCGUUUCCCGGCGAAAUAUUUCUUCGCAUGUUAUCGAUGAUAAUUUUACCUCUGAUAACGUCCAGUGUCAUAGUCGCUGUGGCCGUCUUAGACAGCAAGUUAAUCGGAAAAUUAGGAAUACGGGCUUUUAUUUACUACAUUUCUACAACACUCCUCGCUGUGAUCGUAGGUAUCAUUUUGGUUUCAUCCAUCAAACCUGGCGUAUCAGAUUUUGACGGAAAAUCUAAAGAGCAAGUGCAUGCUGAAGCUGUUCAUUCUAUGCUUGAUUUAAUAAGAAACGGUUUUCCGGAUAAUAUUGUUGCUGCAACAUUUCAAUCAACAUCCACAAAGUUCAAACAGAAAUCUCGAGGGUUCAAAUUCACGAAUAUAUCAUCAAAUGAUUUCAAAAACUCUGCAAGAAAUCUAAGCAAAUUAUUAAAAGAUCGAUUCAUCAACCCGUGGAGCGUCUUGGACAAGCAAAAUGUUUUUCAAGUCAUCGAAGAGUCGGGUUCAUAUUACGAAUAUGAUGGUCUUAAAAAGAACAGUCGAUUUAAUUUAAUUGGAAUUUUGGUAUUUUCUGUGGCAUUUGGCGUCGUCCUUAGUAAGAUGGGCGAGCAAGGAAGACUAAUGACGCAAUGGUUCACUAUUUUGCUAGAAGUGACAAUGAAAAUGGUGAACAUUGUUAUAUGGUUUUCUCCUAUUGGAGUUUGCAGUCUCAUAGCAGGAAAACUGGCAGGAAUGGAGAACAUAAAAGAUAAUCUUGAAGGUCUUGGAAUGUACAUAUUGACUGUUAUGGUUGGACUAUUCAUUCAUGCUUUUAUUACAUUACCCAUAAUAUACAUUGUCAUUUUAAGAAAAAAUCCAAUUCCUAUGUUUUUUGGAAUGUCAAGUGCCUUGCUUACGGCGUUUGGAACAUCUUCAAGCGCUGCAACAAUGCCAGUCACGAUAAAAUACCUCGAAGAAAACAUUAAAAUUGAUUCGCGGAUUGUACGAUUUGUUAUCCCAGUUGGGACAACUGUCAACAUGGAUGGAUGCGCUCUGUAUGACGCUGUUACGCCUAUAUUUCUUGCUCAACGCCAUUUUGGUCGUUCUGUUGACUUGGGAAGACCUUUCUUGUGUGUAUAACUGCAACACUUGGAUCGCUUGGCACAGCUGGAAUACCAUAUGCACGUUUGGUUACAAUGAUCGUCAUACUGCAAACUUUUGGUCUCCCUAGUGAUGAUAUUGCUUUGAUCGUGGCCAUUGAUUGGUUUCUAGACCGUUUUCGUACUGCAGUGAAUGUUUUGAGUGAUUGCGUGGGAACGUCUGUUGUAGAAUAUUUAUCAAGUGAAGAUCUCAAAGCUAUGGAUCGCGGUGAAAUUGAUCCUCCUUGCAUUGAUGAAACAAACCGGGUGUCACCACAAGAUGAUGCUAAAGAUGCACAUUCAUGCAUGUACUGACCGUAUAUCACGGGUUUGAAACUUUUUUGUAAAUGCAACAUUGUCAUGCAGGUUAUGAAAUAUAUAUCCUCGUUAUGUAUACCAUAAUUUUUUCGAUAAAAUUUAGCAUGUUUUUUAUGGUAUGCAAAUUAUUAAAGGAAAUAUUGUGUUUA
This is a messenger RNA of Xenia sp. Carnegie-2017, 1985 nucleotides long. RefSeq names its product excitatory amino acid transporter 2-like. The coding region runs from base 260 to 1519 and encodes 419 amino acids. Gene Ontology annotation, cellular component: plasma membrane. The transcript has 7 exons. The record is from RefSeq and is a predicted model, not a curated record. Gene Ontology annotation, molecular function: L-glutamate transmembrane transporter activity; neutral L-amino acid transmembrane transporter activity; glutamate:sodium symporter activity. NCBI's taxonomy places the organism in Eukaryota, Metazoa, Cnidaria, Anthozoa, Malacalcyonacea, Xeniidae. Gene Ontology annotation, biological process: L-glutamate transmembrane transport.